Molecule: messenger RNA, 948 nt
Organism: Scomber japonicus (chub mackerel)
Lineage: Eukaryota; Metazoa; Chordata; Actinopteri; Scombriformes; Scombridae
Product: 5-hydroxytryptamine receptor 3A-like
Exons: 8
Coding region: 1-948 (315 amino acids)
Biological process (GO): regulation of membrane potential; signal transduction; nervous system process
Cellular component (GO): membrane; neuron projection; synapse
Molecular function (GO): extracellular ligand-gated monoatomic ion channel activity; neurotransmitter receptor activity; transmembrane signaling receptor activity
Source: RefSeq, a predicted model, not a curated record
AUGACAGUGUCCUGUCUCCAUCAGGAAUGGAAAGAUAUUGAGCUGAAAUGGGACACGUCAGUUUAUCAAUAUGAUACGGUGGUCCUGCCAGUAAAUUCAAUCUGGACCCCAGAACUCCAUGUGACAAAUGGAAUCCUAACAACUAUGAAGCACAGUUCCCAUGAUCUGCUGGUAUACAGUAAUGGCACCGUGAAGCACAUGGUCAUCAUCAAUGCAGAGGUGAACUGUGAAGUCAAUCUGUUCAACUAUCCCUUUGCAGCUGAUGAGUGCCCCGUCGCCAUCCAGGCCUGGUCCAUUGACGAAUGUGGUACAGAGCUGUUAUUGGGUGACGUGUGGAUGGUGGAUAGUACCCAUGGAGACUGGGAAACGGUUAAUGUGGAACUCCUGAAAAAAAGAACUGAUCGCAAUUACAUCUUGGUGUCAUUGAAGAUCAAAUACCUGAACCCCUUCCUAACUUUAAUGCUGCCCAGUAUCUUACUCAUCUUGACCGACGUAGUCAGCUUCGCCCUGCCACUGGGAGGCGGUGAACGCAACUCUUUCAAGGUCACUCUGGUGCUCAGCUUCACCAUGUUCCUCAUAAUUCUCAACGAUAAGCUCCCUGGAGACAGCAACUGCAGCCCCAUCAUCCGACCCCACUUCUGUAUUUGUCUGGCCCUCUUGGUGUUGAGCAUGUUGGUGUCCCUGGUGCUUACACGGGUGGCCAAAGAUGGAGGCCUCAUUUUCUGCUGCAUGUCCAAAGGAUCAACCUGUGGAAGCAGAGGGAACAAGGAAGAGAAAGAGGAUGAAGAAGACAAAGCUGACAUUGCAGUCACUCAGCUUGAUGCCUCAGACAGUCAAAUCCUCAGAAAGGUGGUCUACUUCCUGGAAACCCUGGAUGCCAAGGAACUGAAGAUAGCGAAAAGUCAGGAGUUUGCCAACAGAGUGGACAAGAUCUUUUUCUGCUGCUGA